Guillardia theta CCMP2712 is the source of this 714-nucleotide messenger RNA. RefSeq lists its product as hypothetical. The transcript has a single exon. The record is from RefSeq and is a predicted model, not a curated record. NCBI's taxonomy places the organism in Eukaryota, Cryptophyceae, Pyrenomonadales, Geminigeraceae. The coding region runs from base 1 to 714 and encodes 237 amino acids.
AUGACAGCCAGGUCAAAUUAUUUCAGAGGACCCUCGUUCAAGAGAGCUGCUGCAAACAACAAGGCAAAUAUCCAACGCGGAGAGAAGAAACCCUCCAAGUGCCCGUAUGUGCUCGUGAACUCCCAAGGAGGGGUAGGCUCUAGCUCGUUCAUGGAACUGCUUCAAAGAUCGCACCUUCCCAUGAACUCCCCUGGGGACGCUGAUGGUUUCAAGCACAAGAACGCCUAUCAGUUCAAGCACGACCGCCAAGGAAUACAGCUGGGUGGGCUAGGAUGUGCCAAGAAAGCCAUGGUGAUCCUGGGAGACCCGUUGCACUCCAUAGAGAGUGUGCAUCGACGAUUCCAAGUGGCGCAUAUCAACAAGUGGCGCCAAAACUCCAAGAGACGCCCAUAUGGCGGACGCACAGGACUUGCUGACAUCUGGAAAGAGAUCAGCAACGCAAAGCAAGACACUACGGGACUAACAGACUACGUCAAUAGCUGGUUGGUAGCUGGAAAUGAGAACAAUUGGCCAGAGCUGCGCAUUGUCAACACCAAGACGUUAUACAAGAAUGCGACGGAGCUCGCCAAGUAUUUGGGAGUGAGGGAGCAAGACCUGAAAUCCUUCAAGCAGCUCGAUUACAAGCCACGUGCCUUCAAGAGCUCCGCUCCUCCUGCUGUGCAGUCCAUCUUCGAACCCAUCAAGUCCAAGAUAGAUCACUUGAAAGCUCCCUAG